Prorocentrum cordatum is the source of this 1498-nucleotide messenger RNA. NCBI's taxonomy places the organism in Eukaryota, Dinophyceae, Prorocentrales, Prorocentraceae. The record is from the annotation of a GenBank genome assembly.
GGUGGGCGCGGCUGCUGCCGUCGCCGCCCGGACGGGGGCCUCGCCCGAGACAGCUCGCGCGAAGCGUGACUCCGCCGCCAAGAUCGGCCGGCAAUGGGCCAACCCUGUGGCCGCGUGGGCGCUGUCCGCCGCCCGAGUUUUGGAUUGGGUUGGCCACGAGCCCCUCAUUAUGAGUCUCGAUUGGGCUCGGCUUCGCCCGCGCCCGCCGCGGCGGCGACUGCCGAUCGCGUUGCCGUUGCCCUCGCCAGCCGAGGGCGCCCGAUUUCGACGAGGAGGUGGCCGCUGUUGCUGGAGCGUGGCCGCGGAGUCUUGCUGGGUCGAGGCCCUUGGAGGCGAUUCCUUCGCCGGGCGCCACCUCGGCCGUGGCCGUGCGAGGCGCGUGGCGAGGCGGCGCCAGUGCGAGCGGCGCGCGCGCCCUGGCCGCGACGCUUUCGCCAGUGAUUUGCCGAGCAUUGUUCAGGCCCGUUUGGUGGUGAGACAGCUGCGCAGACUUGCCUCUGCUCGGGGCCUCCGCAGGCGCGCGAUCAACGGCGCCCCGCUGCUGGCGAGCCCCGCCCGCCAGGAGGUCUGGCAGUCGAUCAGGCUUGCGGGUGGUUUUGGUGCGUAUUUCCACGCUUGGUGGGGCGCCCGCCCACCUGGGAACCCAUGGCCGAGUUUUUCCCCUCGCGACGCGGAUGCCUUUGAUUUUCGUGAGGCCUUGAUUCUUGCUUCGCAAUCGGUCCUCGGUGCGCUCUGGCGCCGGAUCAAAGCUGGCCGGCCUCGAGAGUGCCGGGCAGCUCUGGCCGCAGACCCCGCAGACAGCACCCGCCUGUGCCGGCAGGCCGCCCGCCCGACCAUGCCCCCUGUAGCCGCCGUGCUGCGGGGCGACGACGGCCGCUGGGUGACAGAGAUGACCCAAAAUGACGAUGCAAUCUGGGGCCACUGGUAUCCAAUCCACUGUCGCCGCAACGGCGCUGAAGAUUGGACGGCGGCUGCGGAUUUUAUUGCGGCGAGUUGCGUUCCCUAUGGGGGCUUGGACCUCGCCCUCGGCGUCUCCAAUUUCCGCGAUUCGUGCCGGCGCGUGGCCCCUCGGACUGCUAUCUCGGCGUGUGGUUGGCGACCGCGCGAGAUGCCCAGGCUCCCGGACGGCUGCGUGGGUGCUCUUCUUGGCUCUUUUGCGACAUUUCUCGGUGCGCGCGAGUGGCCCCAGCUGCUGCUCCAGUGCUCUGUCUCGCUGAUCCCCAAGCGCGAGCCCGCUCGGACUGCCGCCGAUCUCCGGCCCAAAGCUGUCCUGAGCGUCGUCCAUCGUGCUUGGUCCAGCGGGGUCGCUCGCCGUCUCCUUGCCUGGGCCGCGGCGCCAUUCCUGCCCGCCGGCAUUAGGGGUGGCCUCGACGGUCGGGGACCCAUGGGCUGCUAUCUCGAAGGCGCUUUCGAGAUUGAGGCUGCCUGGCCCGAUGGCGUCAGCAUUGCCAGAGCCACCGCUGGUGUCAUUACGUUCUUCGACCGCCUCUCUCGUGAG